GGGAUCGUACCCAUUCGCCCCCUCACCCUGCUCGUGCUUGCACUUUUCCUCUCCACCCUCUUCACCGUCGCGAUCUCAUUUUCGUUCUUGGGACAUGACGCCGACGAACCGUAUUUCAAGAAAACUUUGGACGACGUCGCGCAGACGAACCCUGGUAUUGUGCUUCUCGGUGAAAACGUUGAUGUUGACGUCGACGAACCCUCGAUCGGGAUUCGGUGGUCAAUCCUCGGAUGCGGGGACGGUUACGUUCUCGAUGGGAGUGCUGGCGUUCAUGGAAGUGAUCUAUGUGGGUUACCGAGCUCUUAUCUCGAGAUAUAUGUCGAUAGUUCAAUUGAACCGACUGCGAUAUAUGACCCUUCUCAUCUCCCGUUCGUGAGUCAGACAGGGCGGCGACGCGAUAUCCAAAACCUCGUCCAGUUCGACAGCGACCACACGCUCGACGUCCACCUUGAUCGGCUAUACCCUUUCGAUAACUACAUCCUCACUAGCACCUUACGCGCCGUUUCCACCUCUAACACGACAAUCCCGAUCCAGAAACUCGCAACUAUUGAUCAAGUGUCCAGUUUUGUAAUUGAGAGCACUUAUGAAGUCGUGUCUUCUCCUACCAAUACCACCACCACCACUUCCGGUAGCACCGACGGUGUGCAAACGACUCAAAUUCCAACUCGCGACAUCGAUCUGUACGUCUCACGACCCGCCCAAGCCCGUGCUUUCACGCUUCUCUUAUUCGCACUAUCCUGGUUUCUCGCCCACGCGACGCUUCUGUGCGUCUACCUCGCGCGGAAGUGUAGUACUUAUCGCACCACCCGUUCAGCGAAACCAAUUCUCAAGCAUCUUGGGGGCAGUUUGAUGGUUUUACUCGUAAUCCCACAGUUGAGGAAUGCGAUGCCAGACGCCCCAGGGUAUGAUGGGGUGUUAAUAGACUGUAUUGGGUUCUUUCCGCAGAUGAUUUUGUCGAGUUUAUCCGUUCUUGCUCUAUUAUUGUUGAUGAUUCUCCGGGAGCUUGAAGGUAUGGAAGGCGAAGACAGACGGGACGAAAGUAGUGUUGGCAUUAAUGUCAGUGAGCCCCCGCCUACUCCUUACCAUCACCGCGCUACGCAACCAGCGAAACAAGCACCACCACCACCACCACCUUCUCCAGCGGCUUUCGGUACCGAUCCAAGCUCACAUCUGAAGCCAUGGACGAAAACUGAGUCGGGUCCGAAUUCCACUUCGACCCCUCUCAAGCGCCUUAUCCUAGCGACGAAGAGGAGAAACCAGACCCGGACGUCGUCCGUCAGUCUAGAACGUGGUCAUCUUCUCCGUGACGAGAGUGAUACGGAGAAAGGGGAUUUCGAUACAGACGCGUUUCUUACAACCUCGACGACCCCCACCCCGACGUCUUCGUCGUUUCCCACCACUAUCGCCUCAUCGUUUGUCAUCGCAUCGAGGUCCCCGUCGCCGUCUGACUCAGAGGAAAUUGCGCGUCCUGAGCAACAGCAGCAUCAACAGCAGCAGCAGCAGGCUCGGACGCAGUCGCGGCGGACCUCUGGCACUCGUAGCGCAUUCUCGGCUUUUGGAGGACGGCCUGGUAGUGUCUACAGAUAUGAAUUGGCGAGAUCGAGUAGUUACAGAUCGUCGAAGAGGAAUGUGUAGAUUGCUUCGUGUAUCAGAGUUACUUAGUAUUACUACUUACUUGUGACUUUCUACUGUAAUAAAGCGGAUACCCAUUGACUCGG
Messenger RNA from Pisolithus orientalis, 1718 nucleotides. RefSeq lists its product as uncharacterized. The annotation marks the transcript as partial. The record is from RefSeq and is a predicted model, not a curated record. The transcript is spliced from 6 exons. NCBI's taxonomy places the organism in Eukaryota, Fungi, Basidiomycota, Agaricomycetes, Boletales, Pisolithaceae.